CCCAAUCCACCUCUCCGCUUUCUCUCUCACUCUCUCGUGCAGCUCAGGCAGCAGCCACGUACAUCUCUCUCUCUCUCUCACUUCUUGUGCCAAGCACGCGGCACCUCAGCCACCGGAGGAGGAGCUCGAAUCCGGCGGCCGGCCGGAGCAGCAGCAGGAGGUGGCGGCUGCAGGAUGCCACGGCGAGCAGGGGCUUGCUGUUGAUGCGAGAUUCCCAAUGGCGUCGCGCAGCGCCGCGCUCUGCUUCUCCGCCGCCGUCACCAGCACCACGGCUACCGGUGGCGGUGGCAGGGGCAGGAGCCGGAGGCGCUUCUUGGUCGUCUGCUGCGACGGCAGCCGGAGAUCCGACCUGCUCUCUUCCUCCCUCCUUCUCCCUGUCUGUGUCCAGGCGGCCAAGGUGCUGGGCGCGCCGACGACCUUCGACGCGGCGAAGCUGACGGUGCAGCACGCCGCCGGCCCAUCAGCGUUCCCGAGGGCCUACACGCUGAGCCACUGCGACUUCACGGCGAACCUGACGCUGGCCGUGUCGGAGACCAUCACGAGCGAGCAGCUCCGGCAAUGGGGGCGGCGGCGCGACGACGUGUUCGCCGAGUGGAAGGAGAUGACCUGCACCGGCGGGCCGGGCGGCGGGGAGAUGACGCUGCACCUGCACUGCCACGUGAGCGGGCCCAACCCGCUGCAGGAGCUGGCCGCCGGGUUCCGCUACUACGUCUUCUCCAAGGAGCUGCCGCUGGUGCUCAAGGCCGUGGUGCACGGCGACGCCGCCCUCUUCGCCGCCCGGCCGGAGCUCAUGGACGCCCGCGUCUGGGUGCACUUCCACUCCUCGUCCAGGAAGUACAACCGCAUCGAGUGCUGGGGCGCCCUGCGUGAGGCCACCAAGAGGAGUCUGCUGGAUGGGGGGCUCGUCGACGAGCUCCAGAGCGAGAUCACCGAGCGACGAAGAACAUGGAACAUAUUCAACGCCCUCGUCUCGUUUCUGCUAUGAUCGGUCCGGUCCGGGUGUAUAUGCAUGUACAUUGAGAAAGAUUUGAGAGAUAGGGCAAGCGAUGUGUUGCAUUGCUCGUGAGAAAGAGAGAAAGGAAGAAUUAUGCUUUCAUUUCAUUCUUUUGCUCUGUCUGGUCAUUCUUUGCAUUGCCUUGUUGGCAAGAGAGGAACUCUGGACACCAUUCUUCAGUUCCUGACAUGUACAUUACUGCCAACCAAAUCGGUGCAUUCGUUCACCUUGUUAUAAGCAAGCAUGUGACCCCCUUGUUUAUCGAAUGCCGACGACAUUUGCUGA
Molecule: messenger RNA, 1279 nt
Organism: Triticum dicoccoides
Lineage: Eukaryota; Viridiplantae; Streptophyta; Magnoliopsida; Poales; Poaceae
Product: protein STAY-GREEN LIKE, chloroplastic-like
Exons: 3
Coding region: 218-985 (255 amino acids)
Source: RefSeq, a predicted model, not a curated record